AUGUCUGCUACUAACCACACGGGAUCAUCAGUUACAGAUUUUUUUAUCGUCGGAUUUCCUGGACUACAAGACCAGGGGAGCAAAACCAUCCUCUUUUUUGCAUUCCUGGUAGCUUACAUCAUCAUUGUACUGGGAAACCUGUUGAUCAUAUUCAUAUUUGUCUUUGAUGAAUCUCUUCACACUCCCAUGUAUUUAUUGAUCUGCAGUCUAGCAGUUUUUGAUAUUUCUUUCCCCUCUAUCAUUGUUCCAAAAAUGUUAGCAUUAUUCCUGUUAAAUUCAAACUUCAUUUCAUUUUAUGCCUGUUUUACUCAGAUGUUCUUUUACAUGAGUAUGGGUACAGCUGAAGGAUUUCUUCUCACAGUUAUGGCUUAUGACAGAUACCUAGCAAUCUGUAAGCCACUGCACUACCAUAAUAAAAUGACAAACAGCCUGGCCAUUAGACAUGUUGUGUGGUGCUGCACUGGUGGAUUUCUUUCGUUGAUUAUUCCUACGAUACUUGCUGUGAGGCUCCCCUUCUGUGGACCUGACAAAAUUUUCCACUGCUGGUGUGAUCUUUCCUCGGUUGUCAGAUUAGCCUGUGCAAACAUUGUGACCAACAGCAUUCUGGGAUUAACCAUAGCAUUGUGUGUGCUCCUUACACCUCUUUUCCUGAUCUUGCUGUCCUAUGUGAUGAUCAUUAAGUCAGUCCUCCAGAUCUCCAGCUCUGAUGGGAAGAUCAAAGCUUUCUCCACCUGCACCUCACACCUGCUGGUCAUUUCUGUCUACUUCCUCACAUCAGUGUUUGUGUACAUCUCCUACAGGAUACCUGGGACAUCCGAGGAUUUCCGCAUCAUGGCAGCAGUGAUUCACGUUGUUAUUCCUUCCCUAGUGAAUCCAUUUAUCUACUGUCUGAGAACUAAAGAUAUCAGGGACAGUUUCAAUAACACCCUGAAAAAGAGCAGGGUCUUUCCCCUGUUAAAGUGA
Molecule: messenger RNA, 963 nt
Organism: Lepisosteus oculatus (spotted gar)
Lineage: Eukaryota; Metazoa; Chordata; Actinopteri; Semionotiformes; Lepisosteidae
Product: olfactory receptor 6N1-like
Biological process (GO): G protein-coupled receptor signaling pathway
Cellular component (GO): membrane
Molecular function (GO): olfactory receptor activity
Source: RefSeq, a predicted model, not a curated record